Ctenopharyngodon idella (grass carp) is the source of this 4641-nucleotide messenger RNA. Its product is annotated as solute carrier family 2, facilitated glucose transporter member 1. The record is from RefSeq and is a predicted model, not a curated record. Gene Ontology annotation, biological process: response to insulin; monosaccharide transmembrane transport. The transcript is spliced from 9 exons. The coding region runs from base 240 to 1610 and encodes 456 amino acids. Gene Ontology annotation, cellular component: apical plasma membrane; basolateral plasma membrane. Gene Ontology annotation, molecular function: hexose transmembrane transporter activity. NCBI's taxonomy places the organism in Eukaryota, Metazoa, Chordata, Actinopteri, Cypriniformes, Xenocyprididae.
ACCACUGAUGGCAGUUCUCGGAACGCACCUGACAGACUAAAUGACAAUAUAAGAUCGACUAAUAUAGGCUUCUUUCAAAAUGACAAAUGGGAUGAAACAUUGUGGAUAUUAAAUUAUAUUUUCGCGCCGAAUGUAAUAUGCUUUUUUAAGUGGAUUCUAGGACUGCAGUUUUCCACCACAACGAAAAGAAGAAAAUAAUUAUUCUAUAACAUUUUAAAAACUUGUUUUAACCCGCCACUAUGGAGUCUGAUAAAAAGCAGCUGACGCUUAAUCUGAUGCUGGCUGUUGGGACCGCUGUGAUUGGCUCCUUGCAGUUUGGCUACAACACAGGAGUCAUCAAUGCCCCUCAGAAGAUCAUUGAGAACUUCUACAAUGAGACGUGGCAUGGCAGGUAUUCAGAGUACAUACCAUCAACCACUUUAACUACGCUCUGGUCCGUAUCAGUGGCCAUUUUCUCUGUAGGUGGCAUUUUCGGCUCCUUCUCAGUGGGCCUCUUUGUAAACCGCUUUGGCAGGAGGAACUCAAUGCUCAUGGUUAAUGUUUUGGCCUUCAUAUCUGCUGCUUUAAUGGGCUUUUCCAAGCUGGCUGAAUCCUGGGAGAUGCUUAUUAUUGGACGCUUCAUUGUUGGCCUUUACUCUGGCCUGUCCACAGGCUUUGUACCAAUGUAUGUAGGAGAAAUCGCUCCAACUUCAUUACGUGGGGCACUGGGUACACUUCAUCAGCUUGGCAUUGUCAUUGGCAUUCUCAUGGCACAGAUCUUUGGUAUUAAAGAAAUCUUGGGGACCUCAACAAUGUGGCCCUUUCUACUUGGCUUUACUUUUAUCCCAGCCUUACUCCAGUGUGCCCUGCUGCCCUUCUGCCCCGAGAGCCCACGCUACCUCCUCAUCAACCAGAAUGAGGAGGCCAAAGCCAAGAGUGUGCUGAAGAAGCUGCGUGGCACUGAUGAUGUGGACGCAGGCAUGCAGGAGAUGAGGGAGGAGAGCAGGCAGAUGAUGAGGGAGAAGAAGGUCACCAUCCCUGAGUUGUUCCGCUCAUCGCUCUACCGCCAGCCCAUCUUCAUUGCCAUCAUGCUGCAGCUCUCCCAGCAGCUGUCCGGUAUCAAUGCUGUUUUUUAUUACUCUACUGAUAUAUUUGAGAGAGCAGGGGUGUCAGAGCCGGUCUAUGCCACAAUUGGUGCUGGAGUUGUGAACACAGCAUUCACAGUUGUGUCGCUGUUCGUAGUAGAGCGAGCUGGCCGAAGAUCACUACAUCUUAUUGGGCUGAUGGGAAUGGCUGUGUCUUCUGUUCUCAUGACCAUAGCUAUGGCGCUAACAGACCAACUGAAAUGGAUGUCGUACAUCAGCAUUGUAGCCGUCUUCAGUUUUGUGGCAUUUUUCGAGAUCGGACCAGGCCCCAUCCCAUGGUUCAUUGUGGCAGAACUCUUCAGUCAAGGCCCCAGGCCCUCUGCCAUCGCUGUCGCUGGUUUCUCCAACUGGUUUGCCAACUUCUUAGUGGGAAUGUGCUUCCAGUAUGUUGCGGUAUGGAAACACGAACACAGUAAUAUUCUUUCUUUUCUUGUCGUUCUCAUGUGUGUUCAAAUACUCACUGGUUGUUCCCUUUAUAGGAACUGACAGGGCCCGUAUGUUUUCAUCAUCUUCACUGUCCUCCUGCUGAUAUUCUUCGUCUUCACCUACUUCAAAGUUCCUGAGACCAAAGGCCGAACAUUUGACGAGAUUUCGGCGGGCUUCCGCUCAGGGGGAGAGAAAUAUACCCAAGAAGAUCUGAACACACUGGGAGCAGACUCACAGCUCUGAGUUUAUACAGUAAUGCUAUAGACUAACCAAGUUACUAUCCUCGGCAUUAGCACAGUGGGUAGGUAUGUUCACAAUGGCAAACUACCUUAUUACUCCUACUAGGAAUGCAGUAGGUUAUGCAUUGUUUACUGCAGAUUUUUUUUCUUUUUCUGACUGCAUUGAAUACCUUGCUGAAAAAUCCAGCAUUGCUGGUCACCAGCAUAAGAGAUGCACCGAUACUAAAUUUCUCUUCCGAUACCGAUAGCCGAUUAUUCAGAAUGAUAUCGGCCGAUAACAAUAGUUUGGUUUUUCUAAGGAAAAAGAAAAUCUCUCCCAAAUAAUGUUGCAAACUAUACAGGGAACCCUCUCAUUUGGUACACUACAAUAUUAGAGGUUACAAUUAACAGCAGAGGUAUUAUAUUCAGCUGCUGUUUAUUUUCAGAUAUAAUAAUUACACUCAAAUAAAAACUGAAAUGUCUAAAACUUAGUAUCACAUAAGGUAGUUUCAUAAGCACUUGUCUUCAUGGCAAAUUUGCACAAACAUAUAAUUAACAGUAAAUAAGCUCCUCUCUAGUGUUUAUAUAUAUAUAUAUAUAUAUAUAAACAUUUGUUAUGUUUAUUUAUAUAUAUAUAUAUAUAUAUAUAUAUAUAUAUGUAGAUAGCUAAGGAACUGUGAACAUUGGAAAACAUUCUUGAGGUAAAAGUGACAUGAUGUGACAUAUUGUUCACAAGCUGUUUUAUUGACGUCUUUCCGCGGUUGAAACACAAAUAAAGUCAUUACAUGAGACAUGAUCCAUUCUGGUAAGUUGUACAGUAUAUUUCAACAUACCUUUGAUGUUCAUUCAUGUUUUUCGAGAUAUAGCUUGUAUUGAAGAAGGAAGAAAAGACUCGCGCUCCGAGCUGCCGCUUAAACUGAGGCAUUACAGCGAUCUGACACGUCACAUUUAAGAGCGUCAAAACCAUAGGUCAAAACGCCAUUUAUUGUUUGAAUUUCAUGAUAAAAUGGACAGAAUUUGAAAACUGAAACUUUAAUUCUUAUCAGAAGUAAUAAAGCACAAAUCUUUUUGCGAUUAUUGGAUGGGAGGCGCUACAAAUAAUAUUUGAUGUAGGAAAAAAACGCAGACCUGGCACACGAGUGAUUUUCUUCUUACACACAGUAUGUAUGAGUUGCAGUCUGAACACGUCUUUCUGCACCCUUUUGAUUGACAGGAUAUAAUCGGCAGUUUUUAAACAAUCGACCGAUGGCCGAUAGUGAUAAUAAUAGCUUUUAUCGGCCGAUACCGAUUGUUAGCCGAUACAUCGGUGCAUCUCUAUAAGAAAUGUUUUGCAUGCUGGUCCCAUCAGCUUAGUUUUUCUUGAGAACAGCAUGACCAGCACUAUACCAGCUCAAACCAGCCAGGACCAACACAGAAUUCAUGCUGGUUUAUGCUGGAUUGUUCAGCAGGGUACUCAAAUGACUUGCUAUACAUUUGCCAAACUGUGCAUUAUUUGACCAGUACGCACUACUUCUAAAUAUUUACUCACAAAGUUAUAUUAAACAUUGCAAAAUUACUAUAUUUAUUUCUGGCAUUGUAACCAGACACAUCUCUCUAACGUAUAACAUGCAACAAUAUAAAAACUGUACCAUAUCACAGUUUAAUUUUUUUUUUUGUAGCAUACUAGUAUAUUUUUAGAUACUGUACUUUUAUUUUUUCACAUACUAUAUUUUUAAAAAAUCUGUAUGAAGUAUGGUGUAGCAUGCAGUAUUUUAAUAUUCCAUUCUGAAUGUUCCCACUUCAUAUUCAGUAGCUAAACAGCAACACAGAAAGUCCUAAACCUUCACUGAUUGUUUUACUUUAUUGUUUUUCUCAUUCUGAAAUGGUGAAUAGUAUCUAUAUCUAAAUAAUAAUCACAAUGUCUGCAUAUUCAAAUGCAUAUGAAUAAGGUUAUUGUUUAUUUGUGUACUACUAGAUCAUUUGAAUGAUUCAGUUAGCACAAUUGUUUUCUUAGACUUGCACAUUUAACCAUUUUAACGAUUCUUUGCUCUUGUCCAGUCAACACAUGAGUUCUGAUAUGUCUGCUGAUAAUCAAGCAUGAGUAUGUUAGAACUGCAUAUUGCAACAUUAUGGUGUCAGAUUAUGAUAUGUUUAUCAAUACUUGAACUGUAGCUUUACCAAGGAGUGUCAAGAUACUAGCACAAUGAAUACAAACACAAAACAAUUAUUUAAUUUUAUAUUGCCGUCCUGCUUCUCAGAAGUGUGGAUUAGGUAUCUAAUACUGUAUGAAGUUUAACAUCUUUCCAAAUCAGACCAUCUCAUUUUGACCUCCAAUAAAUUAACUCAACUAAUAUAUAUAUGUUAUAUUAUUAUAUUUAAGAAGAAAAAAUGAUAUUUUUAGAUUCGUGCAUAAUGUUUAUGAUGCUUGUGUGAUGAUGAGAAUUUAGCAUAUUCAUAUUGUUUAUUUUGCAAAAGUGCAAUAAUUGUUCACAUCCUGUUUAUUUAUUCCACUUAUGCUAGGCAUUAUGAAUGAAACAGGCUUCUAAUAUUUUUUAUGUAAAAAAAAAAAAAAUGUAUUUUUAUGUAUAAAGGUAUAUGUGCUAUGUUGUUUUCACUUAAAAUAGCAUAUACUGACAUUAUAGAACCAUUCAUCCAGAGGAUGUAAGUAAGUUCAGGUUUACUAAAGCAUUUUUUAAUAGAUAUGCUUAGUACUUUGCAUUUUUUUUUAAACUUCCUAAAAGAUGAGAUAUGGUUUUGUUCAGUAUGUCACAUAAAUUGCAUUAGAAAUUCAACACAAGUGCCAAGACAUGUCCUUGCUGGGUAUCCUAUGUUUUCUAAAUAAUCAAUUUUUAGUUGGAAAUAAAUCAAAUAAACAAAACUGCAACAGAGGAAAA